Molecule: messenger RNA, 1818 nt
Organism: Chelonus insularis
Lineage: Eukaryota; Metazoa; Arthropoda; Insecta; Hymenoptera; Braconidae
Gene: spag
Product: RNA polymerase II-associated protein 3-like
Exons: 5
Coding region: 174-1727 (517 amino acids)
Cellular component (GO): protein folding chaperone complex
Molecular function (GO): protein binding
Source: RefSeq, a predicted model, not a curated record
CACACAUAAAAUUUUUCAUGAUACCUAAUAGAUAAUGAUAUAAUAUACACGACGCUUGCCUGUGAUUACUAGCAACAUAUUAGCAACUGAUAUUAAAUUUAAUAAAACUAAUUUAAUAUAAUAAAACUAAAUAGUUCAAUAAAGAACUAAUUUAUUUUUUGUGAUUUUAUAAAAUGGAAAAAAACAAAUCUAUUAUAAUACAAAAACAAGUAAAAGAUAAUGCACACGAUUUACAAACAGAAUUAUUAGCAAUGAAAAAUUGGGAAGAAAAGAUAAAACAAGCCGAAUUACAACUGAAACACAUGGAUUCUAAUCAUGCCCAAGUACUACCUCCUGUAAGGAAAAAAAAGAAUAAUACAAGAACGAAACUCAAAACUAAAGAAAAUGGAAGCAAAGCAAAAAGAAUUAAAUCGUAUGAUUAUUCAGCCUGGGAUCAUUAUGAUGCAGAGAAAGCAUGUGAAGAAAUAGACAAAGAAAAUGAAUCAGAGGAUUCAGGAGAGGAAAUUUUAAGUAAAGAAGAGUUAGAGCGCAAACACGAAGAAGCAACAACUCAUAAAGUUUUGGGAAAUAAUUAUGUUAAAGAACAAAAAUGGGACAAAGCUAUGGCAUGCUACAAUGAAGCAAUUAAAAUAUUUCCCUAUGAUGCUGUAUUUUAUGCUAAUAGAGCUCUAUGUCAUCUGAAAAUGGAUAAUUUAUAUUCAGCAGAAGCCGAUUGCACAUCAGCUAUUCAACGAGAUGAAUGCUAUCUUAAAGCAUAUCAUAGAAGAGCAACUGCUCGAAUGGCUUUAAAACAAUGUAAGGAAGCAGUUCAGGAUUUAAAAAAGCUUUUAAGUCUGGAACCGUCAAAUAAGGAAGCUCAAAAAAUGCUAUCAAUUGCCCUUAAGAGUUUACAUGAUUCUAAUACAGUGACUAUCAAUGGUGUAAAAGACUCUGCUAUUCAGGAUAUUCAAGAAAAAAGUUCUAAAGUAAAAAAUAAAGAAGAAAGUUCUGUUUCAAAAAAAGAAGAUACAAAAAAGGAUAAUAAAUUAAUGCCAAAUUUACAAAGAAAUGUAUCUCAAGAUAUUCAACAAAACAAACAAAUUACAAAAAAAAGUUUAAAAAAUUAUGAUUGGUUACCUAAAAUUGAUGAAGAUGUUGAUGUAGUACAGCCAUUGAAAAAAUUACCACAUCAGAGAACGAAUCACAAUACAUUAAAAUCAAUUCCUAUAAAGAUAGCUGACUUAUCUAAACAGAUUUCAUUGAAUCUACAUAAAGAUGAUUUAUCUCAAAAAAGUGAAUUGAAAAAACCUUUAAUAGUUGAAAUGCAUCGAAAAAGUAUAAAAACUGAAAAAGAACAUGUAUUGAACAUUGAAGAGAUCAAUUUUUCAAUUCCAUGUACAGCAGUCCAAUUUUUCAACGAUUGGCGUAAAUACCAAUCAUCUGAGAUCCGUUAUAAAUAUUUAAAACAAAUACCACCUGAACUUAUUCCAAGUAUUGUUCAAGAUGCGAUGGAAUUAGACAUUUUUAGUGAAAUUAUUUGGAUUCUAAAAACAAAAUUUAUUUCUAAUAAAGAUAGAGUAUUUCAAUAUUUGAAAAAUCUUAGUGAAAUAAAAAGAUUUAGUAUGUUAAUGAUGUUCCUCGAUAAAAAUAUAAAAGAAGACUUGAAGAUUUUAUUCGACUUCUGCAAUGAAUUUGAAGGAUAUACUGAUGAGUCAAUUGAGGAAUUUCGUAAUAAAUAUGAAAUUUAAAUUAAUUGUCUUAAUAAUUAUAUUAUUCUCGGCAUUUAAUAUAAAACCUUCAUUAAACCAGUUCAAUUUUUAAUAAAUUUUUCAAAAAUAA